AUGAACCAUUCGCCGUUUGUACCACAUAACGCCGCUGUUGGGCUACACCCGAUGGGACAUGUCCGACUGGUUGAUGACCAUGCGAUUCGCCAAGGAAAGUGCGACCACGACACCCAUCAUAAAGACCAGGAUUUCGGAGAUGCUGCCAAGGAAAAGCUUAACAAUGCCGGUCGUGCUAUCAAGCAUACCGCUGAAAAGAUUGGCGACAAGGCUGGAGAGCUGAAGGACAAGACCAAGCAAAAGAUCCAGGAAGGAGUCGACGCAGUUAAACACAACUGA
Messenger RNA from Cooperia oncophora, 279 nucleotides. The record is from the annotation of a GenBank genome assembly. Lineage: Eukaryota; Metazoa; Nematoda; Chromadorea; Rhabditida; Trichostrongylidae.